AUGACAGAAGAAAAAUUUGUGUUGGAUACACUAGCUGGAUGCAUAGAAUAUAAAUCCUUAUUGGAUGUAGUAGUUAAUGCCUUUUAUUUUCGGGAUGGGAGAUGCUGCCUGAUUUCUGAGCGUAAUCUCUAUAUGGUUAUUUGUUACCUGGCUACUUUUCAACUGGAAGAGCUCGGUUUUCAGCACUUCAGCAGAAUUGUGAAAUCUCUGGACACUGCAAAAAUGCAAAAGUUUCUUAGAUUUUUCUUCAAUGCCUUGUAUUUGAACACAUGGAUAAAAGACGAAUGGAGUCAGUUCUAUGAUUCACUGUAUGUAAAAGAGAACUGGAUUGAUCCACUGCUAAGAUGGCAGCCAAAAGUACAGAGACUGAUUGAACAGCUCACGGAUAAAUUAAAUAAUCGUACUACCAUUGUCAAGACUUCAACGGUCACUCAGCCAAAGGAAUUUCAUCUGACUGAACCCAAACCACGCGCCAUUCCUACACCUCUGCCAAUACCAGUACCGAAGAAAAGGCUGCCUGUUCCUCCAAGCACCUACAAACCUCCAAAAGAAAAAAAGCAACUAGAGGAAAUCCAAACAAAAAAUCGCCGGAAAGCAGAAGAACUGCUCCUGAAAGCAAAUGCUAACCAGUUCAAGUGUGCAAUGAUGAAGUCUGAAAAGGGUGAGAUUGACAAUAUACCUAUUAAAUUAAAUGCUGCAGCUCUUUUAAGAGAGGGUGCCCUCUAUAAGCGGAAAAUGGAACAGGAGCUCGAGAGAAUUGAAAAUUCGCUACAAGGGGCUGGAGACCCAUCCGAAUUAUUGCAACAGCAAAAAGAGAUGCGUGGAAAAGAUGUGGCUGAAAUAGAGCGUAGGAGGCUUCAACAGAAACUGAGUCGUGAAAAGGCAGUUCUAGCCCAUCAGAAUGUAAUCCAAGAAAAUAAGAAGAAAGCUGAUCUAAUGAGAGAAGAAAAAGAAGAGCUGAUGCACCAGUAUGCAGAGAAACGGCUACAGGAACAGAAAGAAAUGAGAGAGCUGGUGGGGCAGAUUGUGGAAGGACACAAGAAUGCAAAGCAAGCAAAAAUAAAGCUCCAGAAAUACAAACAGCAGAUAGUUCAGGAAGUUUCUGAAGAAAAUCGAGAACUUCUUCGGCAAGCUUUAGAAGAAGAGGAGGAGAAGCUUAGGAAAAGAUAUGAACUAGUUGAACAAAUACGAGCUGUCGAGUCUUUACCAAUCAUCAGACACAAGUUUGUUGAUUUAACAGAGACUGGUGGCCACGGUUUACUGUGUGAAAUGUCAAUAGUGGAACUACGCGAACGCCUUGCUCUACUUAGAGAAGCACAGAAGGCAGCAGAGGAAGAGAAGAGAGACCACAUAAUUCAUGAAAAACAAGCCAGGGAACAACUUCUUCUAGACACAGUGAACCAGAUUGCCCUGUUCAGAGCAGAACUUGGAAGAGCAGCUGCUUUAAAGCGAGAAGAAAAGAAAAGAAGUGUCCAGUCUAGUGAAAAGCCUGUGAAAGAUGAAGGCAUUUUAGACCUUCAGAAAAGAAUUGCAGAAAAAGCAAUGGAGCGUAAAAAGCAAGCAAGCCUCUUAAAGAUUACCCCCCAGAAAGCCAGGACCGCAUCAAGGAAG
Apaloderma vittatum (bar-tailed trogon) is the source of this 1611-nucleotide messenger RNA. RefSeq names its product cilia and flagella associated protein 99 (gene CFAP99). Lineage: Eukaryota; Metazoa; Chordata; Aves; Trogoniformes; Trogonidae. The record is from RefSeq and is a predicted model, not a curated record. The annotation marks the transcript as partial. The transcript has 12 exons.